CAUUUGCUCGUUGUAACUCAUAAAAAUUAAACUUUUUUAACCCUAAAUCUAAUAACACAUAUAUUUAACUAUUCAAAACAUGUACUGAUCAAACUCAGGCAGCUUUACUUUUUACAUUUUUACAAGGUUUCUAAUCUGAAGGUGGUUGCAUUCCUCACAUGUAACACUAAAAAAAACAUUUUUAAAAAAGUAAGUCCACAAUUUCUUUGAAUUUCUUUCACGGAAGUCUUUAUUUUAAAGAAAUGGUUAUAGACGGCAUGUUUAAAUAAUUGGUAUUUAUGGCAAAAAAUCACUCUGGCACUCACUCCUGUUACUGGAACUCACUCCUGUUACUGGAACUCACUCCUGUUACUGGCACUUACUCCUGUUACUGGAACUCACUCCUGUUACUGGAACUCACUACUGUUACUGGAACUCACUCCUGUUACUGGCACUUACUCCUGUUACUGGAACUCACUCCUGUUACUGGAACUCACUCCUGUUACUGGAACUCACUUCUGUUACUGGAACUCACUACUGUUACUGGCACUCACUACUGUUACUGGAACUCACUACUGUUACUGGAACUCACUCCUGUUACUGGCACUUACUCCUGUUACUGGAACUCACUCCUGUUACUGGAACUCACUCCUGUUACUGGAACUCACUCCUGUUACUGGAACUCACUCCUGUUACUGGAACUCACUUCUGUUACUGGAACUCACUACUGUUACUGGCACUCACUACUGUUACUGGCACUCACUCCUGUUACUGGAACUCACUCCUGUUACUGGAACUCACUCCUGUUACUCUGAAGGAUUAAAAUCCUCUGAAAUAUUUUAAUAAUUAUAUUUCAUUGUAAAGUUUAUAGUUAGAGAGUGGGGACAGGUAACAAAUGCUAAUUUUUUCAGUGUUCUAUGUAGUUUUAUUAAUAUUUUUUACAAUUACAUAUCUUACUUUUGCAAUUAGGUCAAUGUAAAAGACACUGCGCUUAAUAAUAACAGGUAUUUUAGUUAGUUUUAAGUUAUUUUAUGUGCACAUUUAUACAUGUAAUUUCCUGGGGACAGAAAUGUUAAAACAAUGUACUGUUAAAACAAGGUCAUUCCUAACAGAGACAGAUAUGGGUUGCCAUGUCUUACGCAAGAUACGAGGAAUGCAGUUCGAGAGGGGCAAAAUGAAUCACAUGACUCCAUUCCAGUCCAUUACCUUUGUUAUGACUUUAUCUGGAUUAUGGUUUUCCGUGCUCUCUGGGUUGCUAAUACGUAUUUGCCUUGGCUGCUCCCUCUGUUCUGACUGCCAGCCGGGGAGGAGUAUCAGCGCUCAGCUGACCCUUACACUAGGUGUGGCCUGCAGCAAGUCAAACAACUCAAACAACUCAACAACUGCAUUGUGCAAACCGGUUUCCCUGAAAGAGAAGUAGGUCUGAGGGAAGGAGAAGAGUUGGAGCUUCCAAACUGCUGGAAACAACUAAAAUUUUAGCACAAUUCAGCUUAAAAUUCAGAAAAAAGCUUCAGAACUCCUUUAGACCCAACAGGGUUUAUUAGAAUGGAGAACACGGAAGAGGGCAUCUCACCCAAAAAGAUGCCAGAGGGCAUCCAGCCUGGCAUGGAGAACCACCAAGAAGAAACCAACCUGGCUCCAGAAUCCAAAGAUCCCAAAGAAGAGGCAACAAAAUCCCAAGAAGAAGAAGAAGAAGAUCAGAUAGAUGCUUGUAAUGGUACCACCAACGCUUCCACCAAUGGUACCACCAAUUCCCCCACCGAUCCACCAACUGUGGAAGUGACCUGCGACUCCUGCAUGGAGAACCCUCGCCUGGCCUCCAAGUCCUGCCUCACCUGCCAGGUGUCCUACUGUGAGGAGCACCUGAGGCCUCACCUGGAGAACAGCAAGUUCCAGACCCACAAGCUGGUGGAGCCACAGCUGGACAUGGAGCUGCGCACCUGCCCGCAUCACCACCUGGACCUGGAGCUGUACUGCACCACCGACAGCUGCUGCAUCUGCGCCAGCUGUGGAAGCGAAGGGCACCACGGGCACAGCAUCGUACCCAUAGGAGAGGCCCGCAAGCAGAUAGAGGGAGAUCUCCAGCAGAAACAGAAAGAGAUGGUGAAGAAGUUGUCUGCAGCGGAGCAGGCCAUCACCAAACUGCAGGGAAACACAGAGUCCAUAGAGAGCUCUGUGACGGGGGUACGAGCUGAGAUCGAGCAGCAGUUCUCAGACCUGCAGGCGGCGGUGGAGGACGCUCAGAAGAGCACGCUGGAUGUUCUGGAGGGGGAGUAUAAACAGGCCCUGGGUCAGGCGGAGAGCAUCCAGGCCCACAUCGAGCAGAGGAUCACUGAGCUGAAGAAGACCAUGGCCCAGGUGGAGCGACUUCCUCGGAAAAAGAACGAUGUGGAUUUUCUGCAGGAAUACACAGAGUGGAGGAAAGGUUUGGUGGACGUUUGUUUACCAGGGGUUUACAUCAGCCUCAUAGACCAGCUGGACACUUUCAGCCGAAUCGUGAAAGAAACCACUAAAAACCUGUGUGAGCAGCUGACGUCCACCUACAGCGCUCAGCUUAAAGAGCUCUGUGAGAGCGAGAAACUGAGCAUUAAGACGAUGGUGCAGCCGAGCUCCCCGACCAAACGCCAGUCAUCCGAACAGGAGCCCAUAACUAGAGAAGACUUCCUUAAAUACGCCUCCAAUCUGACCUUCAAUCCUGACUCCACCCACAAAUUUCUGAGGCUAACUGAGGACAACAGAAAAGCGAGUAACACCACGCCCUGGCAGCACAACUACCCGGAUACACCGGACCGAUUCGAGCACUGGCGGCAGGUGAUGACCUGCGAGAGCCUUUACCUGGGCCGCCAUUACUUUGAGGUGGAGCUAACAGGUGAGGGGGCGUACCUGGGCCUCACCUACAAGAGCAUCGACCGCAAAGGCCAGGAGAGCAGCAGCUGCAUCACCGGUAACGAUUUCUCCUGGAGCUUCGGACGGGAAAGCCACGGCUACUCGGCCUGGCACUGCGACGCGGAGACGCCGGUGGAGGUGGGCGAGUUUUCUCGGAUCGGACUCUACAUGGACUACGAGAAGGGUCUGCUGGCCUUCUACGGUGUAGCCGACACCAUGAACCUGCUACACAUGUUCACCACUAAUUAUCUAGAACCACUGUACCCUGUGUUCUGGCUCUCCAAGAAAGACAAUAAAGUGGUUCUAGUCAAGCCGGGUGACUAAAUUUAAUAUCACAAUAGCAUAACAAUAGUUUUUUUUUAUAGCAAUGUUAUUGUUGUAGAGCCAAGCACAACAAUAGUGAUGAAUGAUAAUAAACAUAUUCAUUAUUCAGAGGUGAAAAUGUAUAAAAAAGGAAUAAAUGUGUUUAAAAUAAUUUGCGAA
Astyanax mexicanus (Mexican tetra) is the source of this 3348-nucleotide messenger RNA. RefSeq names its product tripartite motif-containing protein 16-like protein. The transcript is spliced from 6 exons. Gene Ontology annotation, molecular function: protein binding; zinc ion binding. NCBI's taxonomy places the organism in Eukaryota, Metazoa, Chordata, Actinopteri, Characiformes, Acestrorhamphidae. The coding region runs from base 1525 to 3189 and encodes 554 amino acids. The record is from RefSeq and is a predicted model, not a curated record.